AUGAACUCUCAUAAUUUAGCACAAAUUGCUGCAGUCUCGUCGUCCAUUUGGCUGUCGGAAAAUAUGCAGGAUACUAAGCACGUCAAUAACACAGGCGAAAUAUUCACCUACUCUUGGGGAGCAGUGCCCGCUGGCCGCCUUUCGCCAUCCUGGGAGCGGGAGGCUUUUCGGGUUGUUGGUUGUACUGGGGGGGCUGCAAUUCUCGAUAUUGCUAUCGUUCCAUACACCUUCGCGUUCAUGGUACAAACAAACUCGAGCAUAUUCGAGUUUGCGAAUGCGAAAGACUCGUCAGAAAAGCCCGCCAGUGAGGAGAAUCAACUGGCCCCCCUGCUGAAGAGAUGGGCGUGUCUUAAUACCGUUCGCUCACUUUUCCCAUUGGCCGGUGGUAUUUUGGGAUUGAUCCGGGGGCCGCUGGCAUGGUCUCCCGACGGAACGCUUUUGGCUGGCCUGCACUUGGAUGACCUGACCAGUGUGUCCAAUUUUCACGCGCAGAUGGACGGUAUCCCUCGGAUGGCAUGUCUGCCGGGCCAUCUGGGGGAUAUCACGCAGGUAGCCUUCAUGCCAGAUGGCAAGAGCAUCCUCCGUCUCGCGACAGUGUGA
This is a messenger RNA of Penicillium mononematosum, 600 nucleotides long. RefSeq names its product anthrone oxygenase family protein. The record is from RefSeq and is a predicted model, not a curated record. Gene Ontology annotation, molecular function: protein binding. Bases 1 to 600 code for a protein of 199 amino acids. The transcript is spliced from 5 exons. Lineage: Eukaryota; Fungi; Ascomycota; Eurotiomycetes; Eurotiales; Aspergillaceae.